UCGCUUGACACUGACCAGCAAAGACUGAAGUCCAAAACCUCUGAUAGUGACAGCUGAUUAUUUUUAAGUUUUUAUUAUUUUACAGGUCUGUCUGUGAUAUUUAAAUUAACCAGACUCAAACUCAAUGCUGGGAAACCAACAUGCCUCGACAAAGUUGGAUAAUUCAGGUUUUCCUCGUCGGCUGUUUGUGGAUUCUUCCUGAUUUCUCGUCUCAACAAGGGCAGACACAAGGCAAACCAAACCCUACGAUUCCUGGCUCUCAGCAACUUGACAAACUCAGAAACUGCUUACAGGACGGAAACAUAAAUUAUGUUGUUGCUGACAACUUCUACGGCAUCAUCAAUACGACUACCCACUUCUCAGCUAAACUCUCAGGCAACAAUGGACCGAUUCCGGACGUGUUACUGAAUGUUGUUGGAAAGAUCUUGAAGGAACUCAACAACACAUUACCCAGCGAUGACCAACUGCCACCAGGUCUGAGAGAAGUAUCUGGCAAUGUUAAAAAACUGUUGGAAAACAUUGAUAAUAAUGGGAAUAAGUUUGGUGUUUCUUUGGACAAACUCAAAGAACUUGGAAAUGCUGUUGAUUUCAACAAGUGGCAAAAUCCCAUCACUCUACCACGUGGAGGAUCUGCAGCCCCCUCUGAACAAGCACCUGAAGCUGAACUGCGGCCAAUUUUCAACUUGCUAAAUCCGACUGUCCCAGUUCUCAUGAGUCUACUCACAAAAAGGGAGUCUGGUAAUAACACUAACACAAUGCUGAAUGUGCCAAAGAAACGAUUUAUUUCCAUCAGUGUAAUGAGGCAACAGUUUGAUGAAUUAUGGCAUGAAGCAGCAAUGAGUGAUUUCCUAAUAAGUAAUAGCCAAAUUAAUCAGGGAAUUGCUGUGAAUAACCCUAACCCUAACUAGAUGAUGAUUGAGAAAACCAAAUGCAGCUAAACAGAGAUUCUGUAUUUUUUAAUGUAAAUUGUCGGUUUUUGUUUUUAAACAGACAAUGACGAAAUCGUGCAAAGUGUACUUGAGAAUAUUCCAGAUCUUAUCAAGCUAUAUCUGAACCAAAGCACUGGGACCUCUGAUGUGAAAAGUCUCAAUUUGACUCGUCCUUUGAAUUGGGUCACAGACACAAUUACUACUGGAACUGCAGAAAGGCAGCAGUGUGUGAUAUUCCUACAGAAAAAUGAAUCAAAACACCAAAAAUUGUGGAAAGCGUGGCCACAAGUGAACCAAAACUUUACACUCUACAUUUCAAAACUUCUUGCCCAGAAAAAUGUGGAAAUUCGUGCUAUGAAAGGAAAGAACUGCCUAAAUUCAACUGAAUUGUGCAUGUAUGGAAAUAUGACUACAAAAGAAGUGUGUAAAUCAGGGACUGCAUAUGAUAAGAAGGCCUGUGAAAACAAAAACUACGAAGACAAGUACAUCAUAAACAUAAAUGAAAAUAUCGCCAAGUGUGUCAACUGUGACAAUCCAGUAAAAGAGCCUGAUGAGACCAUUAAAAUUAACACCACUGCUUUUGACGAUGAUGCAGGAGAAGUUGACGCAUCCAAAGCUGCAGAACUUAUGGAUAGCAUGGCAAACUUACUCUCCAAAAUGAAUGGGACUUCAGCUGAGCUGUCAGUGGCGAAAGGCGUCGAAGGCGUCAUAGUGAAGAAAACCGAUCCUGCAGAACUGAACGAGGUUUCCUUUGCUUACAAGACUCCAGCUGAAAAACUGAAAAUUGUAGAAGACUCUAAAAGUCUUGAAGCAUUUUCCAGAUCCGUCUCCGUGUCGAAGGAAGCGUUUGAAAAGGCCAUCGGUCCAAACGGCUCUCUACCAUUCGUAGCUGUUCUCCGGUUUUUGAACUUGACUCAGGAUGAGAUGAACAGCACUGUUCUUUACAACGAGGUUGUUGCAGUUGAGAUGGGAGCUCAGAUCAAGAAUCUCACCGACACAAUAAGCAUCAAUUUCAAGAAUGCAGAAUUUGACAAGUUUUAUCCAAACUGUAGCUCAUGGAACGGUGAAGGAGGAAAACCCAACUGGACUUCUGAAGGAUGUGAAACUGUAGUCGAUGGGAAAAACAUCAGAUGUGAAUGUUCGCAUUUGACGUUUUUUGCUGUUUUACUGACUCCCAUAAACCAAACCAUCUCCAGCUCUGACCUGAACAUCCUCACCAUCAUCACACAGGCCGGCUGCGGACUGUCCAUUUUCUUCCUCGGCAUAAUCCUCUUCAUGUACUGCCUGAUAAGGAAGACGAAGGCCAGCACAUCCACCCAGAUCCUCAUCCACCUGGUCUGCGCCUUGUUCCUGCUCAACUUCACCUUCGUCAUCAAUCACUUUGUGGCGAAGCUGAACAGCGAUGUGGGUUGUGAGAUAAUGGCGGCGGUGAUGCAUUACUCCAUGUUGGCCACUUUCAGCUGGUUUGCUGCACAAGGCUUCCACCUCUGUCUGCAGCUGUACAGAGGAGGGAACAUCGCGAUAAAGCGCUACCUGCUCAAAGUUUCUGUCGUCACCUGGAUUCUACCGAGCAUAGCGGUGAUCAUUAUUGGCAGCCUGAAAAAGUAUGGGAAACAGAUCAUCUACACUGAUAAUCCUGCGAACAACGUGGCGAUGUGCUGGAUCAACGACAAUAACAUCCAUUACGUCGUCAACGUUGGCUACUAUGCGGUGGUCUUCCUCUUCACCUUCACUACAGUCGUCAUCACGCUAUCCUGGCUCUUUUGUCUCAGGAGAAGCAAAGCGGCGAACCAACAGGAAACAGGAAGUGGCAGGAAAAUAGUGAUCAUCCUGGGUCUGUGUUGCCAGCUGGGAGUCACUUGGGGUUUCGCCUUCUUCGCCUACGGUUCCUUUCGGAUGAUAGCCACCUACAUUUUCACAAUCCUCAACUCAUUCCAAGGGUUCUUCCUGUUCCUCUACUACUACAAGACAACCCGAGUCGGACCAAGCAGCGCCAAUGCGAAGGGAAACUCGGACAGCACCAACACCAGCAUCAGUACUCUUAAAACCGGACUGGAGUGUGUGGUGAACCCAUAUGUGAAUUUUGACAAACAGAAAGAAACAUGAUCUGUGGCGGGACAGAGAAAACUUGCAGUGUAUCCAUGUAAAAUAAUUCUGUCUGAUUUUAUACACUACGUUUAAAAACAUUUUGAUGAUAUGGACAUUUGUAAAGAUUUCAGGUCAAUAUCGAUCGUCCUCUUCAUGAGACUGUCUUGGGAAACAGUGUCUUCAGUCAGAGGCUUUCUCUGGUUCACUGUAAUACAGACUGCUACAAGAGCUCUUUCCUGCCAACAGACAAUAACUCUUUGAAAAAUCUGAAUUAAUGAGCUACAAUAUUUAAUUUUCCUUUGGGAUCAAUAAAGUAUUUUUGAAUUUGAAUUUAACUGAAUGAAACCAGAAACUUGCUCUGUAUUAAAGCCCAACAUGUAAAAAGGUUUUGUUUUAAAUAGGAUAUUUAAUUUAUGCUUUUGAAGUAAAAUGCCUCUGCUCCUUUUAAAACUUUGACUUUUCUGUCCUCCAUUGUUUUCUGAACAGGAAACUCUCCCUCUCCAAGGGAGAGUUGCAGCUAAGAUUCAUGGUAUUUUAAAUGAAACUUUUUUAUCCUGAACAAUGUAAAUUAUUAAGCUACGUAUUAGUACAAGUGUAUGUUUCAAUCUUUCUGUGUCUCUUUAUGCAUAUUCAAGUGAAGUGGAAAUAAUAAUA
Messenger RNA from Poeciliopsis prolifica (blackstripe livebearer), 3671 nucleotides. RefSeq names its product adhesion G-protein coupled receptor G2-like. The record is from RefSeq and is a predicted model, not a curated record. The transcript has 22 exons. Lineage: Eukaryota; Metazoa; Chordata; Actinopteri; Cyprinodontiformes; Poeciliidae. Gene Ontology annotation, biological process: adenylate cyclase-activating G protein-coupled receptor signaling pathway; cell surface receptor signaling pathway. Gene Ontology annotation, molecular function: G protein-coupled receptor activity. Bases 1284 to 3035 code for a protein of 583 amino acids. Gene Ontology annotation, cellular component: membrane.